This is a messenger RNA of Manihot esculenta (cassava), 975 nucleotides long. RefSeq names its product E3 ubiquitin-protein ligase RING1. Gene Ontology annotation, molecular function: ubiquitin protein ligase activity. Gene Ontology annotation, cellular component: cytoplasm. Gene Ontology annotation, biological process: protein ubiquitination. The record is from RefSeq and is a predicted model, not a curated record. The transcript has a single exon. NCBI's taxonomy places the organism in Eukaryota, Viridiplantae, Streptophyta, Magnoliopsida, Malpighiales, Euphorbiaceae. The coding region runs from base 237 to 917 and encodes 226 amino acids.
CGAUAAUUGAUUCAUUCUGUUUUUGCUCGUUAAAACACUGAAUUAAAAUUAAAAUAAAUUCUUUUCCUUGCAGGUUUAAGUAUAUUAAUUAGGUCGGUUUAUCUGAAAAAUAAACGAUAUUGUUUCCUACUAGGAUACUAAUUUUACUCUUAUCAUCACCUUUCAAGAAACCCAGUUGCCAACAACUUCAAUAACUCCAUCAGCCCUAGCCAAAAAUUUAUCUACUCCACUGCGCUAUGGCAUCCAUCUACCAGUACUACAUGUGGCAAGAUUCCUCCGCCAACGCCCACCAUUCUUUGCCAGACAAUUCCGCAGGCCCUACCGCUACUGAUAGCGACACAAUCGAUAUCCAUCUCCACUUCCACCAUCUUCUUGAAAUACAUUACCCUGAGAACACUUCAAUUCCCUUGGCCACAACCCACAUAUCAUACCCUUUUCCACGCAACCUAUUCUUGUCCCAAGACUCUCGCUCAGCUGCUGUAGACGCUCUUCUUUCCACCAUCGGUGCAUCAAGAGACUUCAUUGAAUCUGUCACUCCUGAUGUUUCCUCGUUCGCUUUCGACAUGGUUACUCUUCCAUGCAACAGCAAGGUUAAGGUACUGACCAUGGGUUUGGCUAUCUUUGUUGUUACCCCUUACGAUGAUCGACAAGAGAUAGAUCGUGCUUUAAGCGAAAUAAUGCAAGAAAAUCCAAGGUUUGAGCCUGCGAGUAAAUCUUGCAUUGAGGGUUUAAAGAGGGUUAAGCUUGUUGGCGAUUCGACGAUGAUGGAGAAAUGCAUGAUAUGUUUGGAGAAAGAAAUGGUUGGUCAGGAGGUUAUUUGCUUGCCUUGUGGGCAUAUUUUCCAUGGAGAUUGUAUCGUUAGGUGGCUAGAAACUAGCCAUUUGUGCCCUUUAUGCAGGUUUUCGAUGAACUUGUGAUGAUUGGCCAAAGCUAAUUGCUAAACACCAACACAAAAACUCAAACUUACUAUCUUAA